Messenger RNA from Rotaria socialis, 990 nucleotides. The record is from the annotation of a GenBank genome assembly. Lineage: Eukaryota; Metazoa; Rotifera; Eurotatoria; Philodinida; Philodinidae.
AUGGAUACUUCAGAAUUUGAAAAAAAUUCUCUUUCGAAUAUUAUACUUCGUUCAGCAUAUGUUCCUUCAGAGAAUGGCGUUGAUAAAACAUUUUUUCUUGGUAUUGAUGAAGCCGGUCGAGGUCCUGUUCUCGGUCCAAUGGUUUAUUCGGCCUUUUUUUGUGAUGAAAAACAACUUUCAAUCUUGAAUGAUCUCGGUUGCGCAGAUUCUAAACAAUUAACAGAAGAACGACGUUCGUCAAUAUUUGCUGAAUAUGAAAAGCAUAACAAUCAUCUUGGUUUCAUUCUCAAAGUACUUUCACCUCAUAUGAUCUCAACAUCCAUGUUACGACGAGAUAAGUACAAUCUAAAUGAUAUAUCUCACGAUGCAGCCCUUGAGUUAAUACAGUUGGCUCUUGAUCAAGGUGUCAACGUGAAACAAGUUUUUGUCGAUACUGUUGGUGAUCCAGACAAGUAUGCGAAUAAAAUUCGUGCUCGUUAUCCUAAAAUUAAAGUGACAGUAUCGAAAAAGGCUGAUUCACUUUAUCCGAUCGUAUCUGCGUCAAGUAUUUGUGCGAAAGUAGUUCGUGAUCAAAUUGUUCAAAAUUGGAAAAUAGAUGAAUUCGAUGAAGAAAAACAAUCGAUUAAAUAUGGCUCUGGUUAUCCUGGUGAUCCUCAAACAAAACGCUUUUUAAUUGAAUCUAUCGAUCAAAUAUUUGGCUUUCCAAAAUUUGUUCGUUUCAGUUGGUCAACAGCAUCAACAAUCAUUGAAAAUAAAUGUAUUAAAGUAACCUGGGAUGAUGACGAAGAUGAAAAUGCAACAAGUAAAAAUGCAACAAAGAAACGUAAAUCUGAAGUAAUUGAAACGACAACGACAACAACAACAACAAAAACACUUUUUAACUAUUUUUCUCAAAAACCUAGUACUAAAAAUGAUGCUGUUAAUCGACGUGUACCGGGUAGCUAUUUUUUUCGAGCAGCACACGUAGAACCAGUCGUUUUUUCGACAUGA